AUGGAUCAUUCUCAUCCCAUUUCUUUCUUGCUUAAUAACUCUUAGGAUCUAAAUCACUUGGCUUACUAUUUUAUUCCCACAAUACAACUUAAUUUUGUUGUAGUUCCACAUAGGCAAUUUGCUUAAAAUGCUGAAAUGCAAUUACUGAUACAAUUAUCACUUUAACAUUAUUAAGUUGAAUCACAAUAUGACUUACUUGAAGAUCCACAAAUACAAUCUGAUGUAACUCCACCUGAACAUGCUUAUUUACAAGUUCCUGAAGAUGCAGUUAUAUCAGCACAAAAAGUGGUUGAAGUACAACUUAAUUUUGUUGAAGUUCCACAUAGGCAAUUUGCUUAAAAUGCUGAAAUGCAAUUACUGAUACAAUUAUCACUUUAACAUUAUUAAGUUGAAUCACAAUAUGACUUACUUGAAGAUCCACAAAUACAAUCUGAUGUAACUCCACCUGAACAUGCUUAUUUACAAGUUCCUGAAGAUGCAGUUAUAUCAGCACAAAAAGUGGUUGAAGUACAACUUAAUUUUGUUGAAGUUCCACAUAGGCAAUUUGCUUAAAAUGCUGAAAUGCAAUUACUGAUACAAUUAUCACUUUAACAUUAUUAAGUUGAAUCACAAUAUGACUUACUUGAAGAUCCACAAAUACAAUCUGAUGUAACUCCACCUGAACAUGCUUAUUUACAAGUUCCUGAAGAUGCAGUUAUAUCAGCACAAAAAGUGGUUGAAGUACAACUUAAUUUUGUUGAAGUUCCACAUAGGCAAUUUGCUUAAAAUGCUGAAAUGCAAUUACUGAUACAAUUAUCACUUUAACAUUAUUAAGUUGAAUCACAAUAUGACUUACUUGAAGAUCCACAAAUACAAUCUGAUGUAACUCCACCUGAACAUGCUUAUUUACAAGUUCCUGAAGAUGCAGUUAUAUCAGCACAAAAAGUGGUUGAAGUACAACUUAAUUUUGUUGAAGUUCCACAUAGGCAAUUUGCUUAAAAUGCUGAAAUGCAAUUACUGAUACAAUUAUCACUUUAACAUUAUUAAGUUGAAUCACAAUAUGACUUAUUUGAAGAUCCACAAAUACAAUCUGAUAUUACUCCACCUGAACAUGCUUAUUUACAAGUUCCUGAAGAUGCUGAAAUAUCAACACAAAAAGUUGUAUUUUAGCACUCUAAAUUAUCAUUUCCACAUCCACAACUAUUUGAAUUUAAAUUGGAGCUGCAUUUUGCCUUGCAUAUUCCAGUUCCUGCAUUUACAUCAAAACAAUAUUGGGUAGUCCCACAAAAUGUUUAUAUGGAUGUUCCACAUAAGCAAUUUUAUUUCUUUGAAGAACUACAAGCCUAAACUUAACAUUUUAAAUUGAUCCAUUCAUAUGGCGCAACACAAUUAUUUUCUUCUACAAAAAGUAUGGGAUAGCAGUAAUCACCUUAAAGUAUACAUCCAACAUUGCUAGAGCAGUUUGUACUAUCUUUUCCUCCACAGUUUAUACAUUAAUUUUAAUCAUUAAGACCACAUCCAACUUGCAAACAUGAAUUUAUGGCAAUAGUGCUACACUAUUGGCAUGUUUCAUUUAACCAUCCACAUAUAUUCUAACAGUUUCCCUCAUCCCAAUCUGAGCAUGUAUAACAGCCACCUUCUGACCACCAACCACACCCAGCACUAGAAUCACAUUCUGCUGCAAUUGAACUAUCACAACCUGCUGUUGCUUCUUUAAUAAUCAAAAACUAAAGAACUAGAGGAAUCAAAGAUGAUUGUUAGAGUUUUAUUUUCAUAUUAGGAUUUUUUUGA
Messenger RNA from Paramecium sonneborni, 1770 nucleotides. Lineage: Eukaryota; Ciliophora; Oligohymenophorea; Peniculida; Parameciidae. The record is from the annotation of a GenBank genome assembly.